Molecule: messenger RNA, 1068 nt
Organism: Coccomyxa subellipsoidea C-169
Lineage: Eukaryota; Viridiplantae; Chlorophyta; Trebouxiophyceae; Coccomyxaceae
Exons: 5
Coding region: 1-1068 (355 amino acids)
Source: RefSeq, a predicted model, not a curated record
AUGUCGCCUUCGCUCCCCAAGGCAGCGCGCGCCGAUCCUGCCCUCGUCAAUUUUGCCAUCACCGAGGGACGCGCGAGGCUUGGAUCGCCCCUUUUGCGUGCUGACUCGACUGCUGAGCUGUCAGUAGAUGGCCUCAGCCUACAGAGUGGCACGCUGCAGCUGCCUACACCAAUGCUGCAGGGCGUGCAGCAACAAGCCACCACAGGUGCGGCCGCGGGAACAUCAAUGGCGCAGACAGAGGUCCAGAUGGGGGCUAGGAGGAAACCGAUGCCUGUCAAUUCCCCGCGCCUGACAGCAGCGCAGCCUUCAUGGCUGACAUCGGCACAGCAGCCGCCAGCCUCUACAGAGAAGGCCCAGGCCAGCACUGGAAGCGCAUGGUCGCCCAUGCAGCCAGCCCAGAAGAGGGGACUACAACCGUUGGGUGCAGGGAAACUCCGAGUCUUGAGCGCAGCACCGCCGCCAAACAAGCAGGAAGAAGCAGAGGCACCAUCACAACCUGCCUCCGUUUCCUCGACGGACACCCCGCCACUCCAAACAAGCAUUUCUGCCCAGCCUGCUCUGUCGGGCAAUCUGCGCUCUGCCAAGGGGCGGAGCAAGGAAAGACUUGAGGAGCUGCAGGAGAUUCUGAGGCAGCUGGGCGCCCUGGUCCUGCCGCAGCCGUCGCACCCGGCGCCUGUGCGCGCGUUUGAGGGUGUUCCCUUGAAAGGAGCCUCCAGCGAUGGGGGAUGGGCGCGCGAGCGGCUGGAGCAAUUGCGAGACUUGCAGGCGGAAGCGGCCGACUCGCUGGUAGUGCGACAGGAGCACCAGGUAGCCGACAGCGGCGGAGCAGCAUUGGCUAAGGUGCUGUCGGUCUCCGCGCGGCCGGAGGCUCGCCGGACGGCAUUGCUGAACAUCGUCACGCAGCCGGCGCUGCGGCAGAGGCAGAGCCGCGGCGCAGAUGGCGGCAGCGACCGCGAUGGGGGACGGCCGGCGGCGCGUGCACAGUGCGCUCAGGCGGAGGGGUUAUUGGAGCGCCUCCGGCGGCUGCAGGCCCUGCAGAGCGAAGCUGCCCAACUCCUUGUGCCCUAA